Solanum tuberosum (potato) is the source of this 1640-nucleotide messenger RNA. Its product is annotated as F-box/FBD/LRR-repeat protein At1g13570-like. The coding region runs from base 172 to 1452 and encodes 426 amino acids. The record is from RefSeq and is a predicted model, not a curated record. Gene Ontology annotation, molecular function: protein binding. Lineage: Eukaryota; Viridiplantae; Streptophyta; Magnoliopsida; Solanales; Solanaceae. The transcript has 4 exons.
UUACAUUUCUGUAAAAUUUAAUUACAGAAGAAAACCUCUCCCUCUUCUCCAGUUCCUCUUUCACUCCGGUGGUGAUAAAUUUGAAGACUUCAAAAUCAUACAAAUUUGUGCUCAGCAGCUGAAGGAUAACGUGUGAGCAAAAGGGUUCUUACUGGAAAUUAUUGCUGAAUCAUGCUUCCUAAGGACAAGAAACGUGGUUCUCGAGCUCUAGCUCCUGAUAUUCUUAGCAAUCUUCCCGAUAAUAUAAUAGAUGCCAUUGUUAUGCGUUUGCCUUUACGAGAUGCUGUGAGGACAAGCAUCUUAUCUAAGACGUGGAGGUAUAAUUGGUGUAGAUUACCAGUGUGGACGAUUGAUCAGGCACUUUGGGAUAUGACGAAUAACGCAAUAUCCCCUACAACUAGAUUUACAAACAUUAUCUACCACCUAUUGACCCUCCAUGUCGGACCGAUUUCUAAGUUUACCCUCUCCAUUGCCACUCUGGGGAACUGUCCAAAGAUUGACAACUUGAUAUAUUUCCUCUCUAGAAAUGGCAUUCAACACCUUGUUCUUCAAUUCCCAAGGGGUAACCUAUACAAAGUGCCUUCUUCAUUAUUCACAUGUUCGCAAAUAAGCCAUCUGAGUCUCCAAAAUUGUUUGAUAAUGUUUCCACCUGCUUUCAAAGGAUUUGAAAAACUAGUUAGCCUGGAACUUUGUGAUGUCACAAUUCCUUCCAAAUUUAUUGGAAGUUUAAUCUCUUGUUGCCCGUUGCUCGAGCAUUUGGUGCUGCAUUCAACUAUCACGAAUCACAUUCAAAUUAGAGCUCCCAAGUUGAGAUCCUUUGACUUCACUGGCAAGCUAAUAUUUCUUUCUUUAGAAGGUGUCCCUCUUCUUGAGAAACUUUCACUUGUAGAUACUGGAUAUUCUGGGAAGGCAGGAAAAUGUGGUAUCGCCAAGUUUCUCGAGUCUUUUCCUGCUCUCAAGCAUCUCCACUUGGAUUAUUUUAGUGUCCGGUUCUUUGCAGGUGAAGUACCAAAACUGCUCCCUUUUGCUCUUAACUCUCUUAAACGUCUUCACCUAUCCGAGUUUUCUCUAGAUGAACUAGAUGUGGCUUCGUGUGCUCUUUACUUGAUAAAAAGCUUCCCCUUUUUACAAGAAAUCGAAAUUGAGGUGUAUGAUGAUUGGGUUGAACCUGCGGGGGGUGAUGUUACCAGUGAGAUUCUAGAGAAAGUUAAAAGCUUAUCGAAUGUGACAUUGAAUCACCUCAGAGUUGUUGAGUUUGCUGGUAUUACAGGCACAGAUCCUGAAAUGCAACUUAUCAAGCUUCUCUUAGCCAAGUCUCCGAAGCUCGCUAGAAUGCUAAUCAAGCCUGGUGUAGGAGAUGAUACUCCUAAAUCAAGAAUUGAGGUACUCGCAGAGAUAACACAAUUUCGACGAGCAUCACCCAGAGCAGAAGUUGUGUACAAACUUGCAUAGAGUACUUCCAGAUUACAUUCCUGCUCAACUUAACUUAUCUUUUUUGCAAGACCAUGGACCAUGUUCUGUUAAAUAGUCUUUUAGAUCUCUGACUAUCCUUGUUGUUGCGCGAUACUGGUUGACAUUGGGGUUUCCAGUUACAAUCCCCUUUAAAUACUCUGGUUGAUAUUUAAGUCUCUUGUGUAUAA